UCGCUACUACUACCCUUUAACGAGUUGAUCGUCAUCCCCUGGUCGACAGUGGCACCCCAUUGGCCUAACACCUUGUGUAGUGAUUGCCAACGUCUCGAUCACUACAAAUCGAAGGGGUUCCAAUGCCGAAUGCGGAACGAGGACGAGCACAAGAAAAGGGCCACGCGAUUGAGACCGUUCACGUCGGAUUCAGAAUUGUGUAGCGUGCAGCGUCAGGAGAUAGUGCGAAAAUGGGAUUCUAAACACGGCUUCCAUUCGGUGAUGGUCGAUGGCUCGCAUCUCCCAUUCGAGGAGAAUGUUGCAUUGACAAAGAGGAUUGUGGAUAUCGCCCACGGACGUGGCAUCACCGUCGAAGCUGAGCUUGGGCGCUUGUCUGGCUCAGAAGAUGGGCUUACGGUAUAUGAGUACGAGGCAAAGCUGACGGAUGUGGAACAGGCGAAACGGUUUGCAACGGAAACCGGAGUGGACGCCUUGGCUGUUUGCGUGGGGAAUGUUCAUGGGAAAUACCCAACCUCAGGUCCUAAGCUCGAUCUUUCGCGCCUCAAGGCUCUGCACAUGGCGUUUGCAAAAUCUGGCCCUGCUCUCGUAAUGCAUGGCGCUUCCGGCUUGCCUCCUCCCGUGAUCCAGGAGUGCAUCUCUCUUGGAAUAACUAAAUUCAACGUGAAUACGGAGCUUCGGGAAGCCUACAUGCAAGCUGUCAGCAACCCACAGAGGGAGCUUAUCAAUGCAAUGGACAUGGCGGUCGCCGCGAUGGAAGCUGUCGUUGCUCAGAAAUUGGCGAUGUUCCGCUCAGUUGGAAAAUCAUGCCACUAACUUAGAGUAGAUUGGUCACUUAAAAAAAAAAAAGAAAAAAAAGAUUGGUCACGUUUUUAUGUCAUGUGCGCUGCCUUAAUCGUCGAUGAUUGUUGCGCGAGGCUUCGCAUGAAUCUUCUUCUGCAGAGCUAAAAUGCUAGGUAGAGCCUUUAAUAGCCUUUUAUUAUAGGUAGGCUGAAAGGUAAAACAAAUCGUUUGUUCUCAAUGUUUUGUUCUUUUUCUUCCUUACUAGGUAGCUCAUGAUAACCCCAUCAACUCCCUUAAAUGGACUCUUAUACCACCAGUACACCUGCGCCUGGCGGCGAGCACAACUUUUUUGUCUUUUUUGGCUCCGGUAAACCCUGGGCUCCGAAAUUUCUGUAGGCGAUCAAAUAUUUCUCCGCAACGCCGGGGCCGUGUACCGGUGGCUGAAAGGCACCGCGUGUUGCUGAGCGGGUGUUUGACCGAAGGGGAGAAAAAAAAAGAAGGCACGAGUACGAAUAUUACGUUGAAUAAUAAAUAAAUAUGCUAUAAAUAG
Messenger RNA from Chara braunii, 1330 nucleotides. The record is from the annotation of a GenBank genome assembly. Lineage: Eukaryota; Viridiplantae; Streptophyta; Charophyceae; Charales; Characeae.